Messenger RNA from Cuscuta campestris, 488 nucleotides. NCBI's taxonomy places the organism in Eukaryota, Viridiplantae, Streptophyta, Magnoliopsida, Solanales, Convolvulaceae. The record is from the annotation of a GenBank genome assembly.
GUGGAGAGGAUGACGGCACACGAUCCAAUCGAAAAGGAAAUGGCAACACAGAAGAAAGAAGAACGGGUCAGGCAAGCGGAGGAGAAGAAGCAAGUGAAAAUGGCCCAUGAUUCACUCACGUCGUCGGGCAACCACCCGUGCUCGUAUUCGAACACUACAGGUCCCACAACGGGCCAUUCGACCGGGCUUCACCAAAUGUCGGGCAUGCCUGGGCACGGCACCGGAGCUCCCAUGGGACCGGUGAUGGAGGGGGUGGUGGAGUCUCACCCCAUCGGAACUACGGCCGUUCCCCGGCCUACGACCACCACCGCCUCCCAUGUGGAGGAGCCUGGCGGCGCUGGUGCCAACAAGGGCGGCUGUGGUUACGGAACUGGCGGCGCUCAUAACUAAUCGAUUGUAAGAUUAGUUUAUUUAUAAAUUUGUUCUUUAAAUUGGAUUUUGUGCGUUCCUAUAAUACCCCUAAGGUAUAAUAACGUGUUUUUCUCUUA